GCGCUAACACACGAGGUCAUCAUUCAAAAGUUGGAAAACUUACACUCAGAUGUUCAUGUUGCACCCGAUAGUUUUCUCCGCAGCUAAAGAGGAAGAAGAUCCCAGAAAUUUGAAACAGGUCUGAAAAAGCUCUUCUUCAGGAUGCAAGUGGCUAAGGACACUCUUUAUUAUUCAAAUCUUAAUGCAGAAAUGGGUGAAGAGCCUGGUGAUGACAGGCAGCUUCUGGUCCAGGAGCAAAAGGCUUGUCGAGCUCGAGCCCGUCAGUACUCCCUGGAAACCAACCGACGCAGAAAGGCACUAGAAGAACGGAGGAGGCAAUUGGAUGUUCAGGAGCAGAGGCUGAGGGAGAACAUCCUGCAAGAGCGUAAGCAGAGACUGCAGGAAGCUACAGAUCGUUAUCUGAGAGCUCACCUCCUUCCAUCACAGAGGAGAAGACCAGCCUCUUGUACAAAAACACCUAACUUGGAAGAAGCACUCAGUCAUAUUCAGGGGGAUCAAACCCCCUCCAGUCAGGACUCUUCAUUUUUAUCCAACACCUCCACCAGCAGCAGGAGCUGCAUUCCCUCCCCUAAACCCCCAGGUGGCCCCAGUGGACCUCGUAGCCUGCGUACAUUUUCUGCACCUCAGGCCUAUGCCAAGCUCGUGCAGGAGAGAAGCUUGGGUGACUUUAAAACCAACCAGCAACUCUUUAUCAACCAGCUGCAAGAGAAUCUAUUGAACAAUCAAGAACAAGUUCAAAAACAGGAGCACAGUGACCCUCAAUUUAGCCAUGCAGAAAGCCUGUCUAGCCUAGACAGUCUGGAGAAUGAGGUUCCUCAGCAUGGUCAUGACAGUAAACAUAACAGUCUGGAUCCCUCAGAAGUCCACAAUACCAUAUGUUCAACAUCACUAAAGAGGCAGCUCAACUGCCCAGGUCCACCAGAGAGCUUACUGGAGACGGUAGUUAGUGUGUCUAGUUCUUCCAGUUCUUCAACAUCUACAGCUGUAGAAGAUGAGUCAGCAGAUGAGGUUCUGAAUCUCUUAAAAACACCAAAGCAGGGCAAAGUAACAUGCCAGUCCAAGGCUUCCAACAUCCAGGCUACUACUUCCUGCCAAAAGCAAGUGUUUACAACUAAUUUAGGACCUACAGAGUACCAAAAUCACAAAACCGCUCAGGAGAACCUACAGAUGGACAAAACCAUAGGAGCAGAAAACUGCAGAUUGCAGACAGCCCCAGAUACCAUGCCUCAGGAAUACUCUUGCAUGGCUCAACAGUGCAGCACUGAAUCUAAUAAGCUCUCAUUAUGUACCAAGCUCCUGUCAGAUAUUCAAGCUGCCUCAAAGGCCAGCAGUGCUUCUGAUCUGAACAAAGUCUCUCCCAGUUUAGGGAACUCAUCCUUACAGCCAGAGAAAUCUUUUCACUCAAGUAAGAGAAAACUAGAUGAAAAUGGUGUUCCAUUUCACGACAGGAGAACACAAUUUAAGAGCUUUCAGAACUAUGAAAGUGCAGGAACUCCAAACUUAUCAGAUAAAUACAGUGAUAGAAGACUGGCAAAUGAAAUUUUGCCUUCCACAAUAGCAGAGGAACCAGACAAAAUGUCCACAGACACCUUAACCAACUAUAAUAACAUAAAAAGCAGUAAUGUCCAAUUUUUGAAAGGAAUCCUUAAGAAAAAAAUAAAACGCAUAGGGGAUGUGGAUCCCAAAUUCAGUUACACUCCAGGACAUUUUACUUUUAGCAAGCAAGUGGCUGUAGCUAUUAGGGACAGUUUAGAACUCUCUCGGACUAAAGACAGGGACGCAGAGAGCAACAAGUGCAUUCAGAAGAAACUUCGCUGGAUUGACGAGGUCCUUAAUGAGGGAAGAGCAAAUAAGGAAAUGGUGACAAAAGAAUUAAACAUGCAGGCAGAAAAUGAAAGAAGACUAACUCAAAUGCCUUUGGUGGAUGCGCAGCAGGGAUCAUUCCAUUCAUGGUAUAUGAACUUAUCUUCAGGUAAACCAAAAAACAAGACAUCCUCUUGCCCAGAUGACCCCAACUUAACAAAACAAGCUUGGUCAGAUGUUGGUUCCCAGAAAGGGAAGCAGCAGGAAGCAACAAUAGAGUCAAGAAUGGAAAAAGCAGCACCCUCCACUACUGGACUUUGUAUUCCCCAACAAGAGCACUUAUACAGAACUGGCACAGGCACUAUUUCAACACAGGCUCGGAGGGGUACCAUAAUCAGGCCUCAGUCUUCUGGUCAAUUGCAACAUGUAGUCAGAACUCAAGGGAAAGUCCUGGUGCCUCGGCCCCCUCCAAGAUCUAAGGUAACUGCGAGGAACACAGGUCAGGGUAUGAUGUAUAUCAACAAAACAGGAAGCAGUGAGUAUUCUCAAGAUAAAGCACUUCUGCCAAUGGAACAGGUUCUUUAUAAGGACUGUCCAGAUGGUCAGUCUUUACCUCAGCGGCACAUUCUUAAAAGACAAGAAAGCACUAUAUUGGGUCCAGUACAACCUUCCUAUGCCUGCAUGUAUGAGACUGUGUCUAAAGGCAUUUACACCCUUUGCCAGUCAGACGGCCAGGCAGGCAGUGGCCGUAAGAACUUUCAGAAUGGUAUCUUGGAACGUACACCAACUGAUGAGGAGAUCUCGCAGCUGUGGCAUGGAGUGCGAAGUGCCCUAGCUGGCGAAGAAGGUGACUCCCAUAGCUUGCAGACUCACAAAGGACCAUUGUUUGGUCUGCCUCAAACUCACGCCGAUUUGUCCCAUGUUACUAUCAAUGGCGAUAGCCUGUUCGGUGGUGUCAAAGCAGCUGCUGCAAGUGUGGGUGGCUUUUUCCUGUCAUCUUCUAAUGUCAGGAAUCCAGUAAGAAGACCUACUCUGGACAAUAAUAUGGUGAAAAACAGACCUGCAGCAUUAGGUUACAGGAAUCCCCCUGUUCUUUAUCAGGCUAAAGUGCCAAUAACUGCAAGCAAAUCUGACCAGACGGUGCACGAUCAAGAUUCAGACGUGAUAGAUGGUGCUAAGAAGGUUGCUGUAGCUCCGGCUCAUUUCCAAAAAGCUGCUGAGUUCCUGCAGUCACAACAAGGCCUCAGUGCUCUCUCCCUUGAGGAACAGCAAAUCUUGCAAUCACUCGAUAGACUCAACCACCACCUGCAGUAUGUGCAAGAUGUGGCUCUGGGAAACACAGCACUGAAUGGCACUGUUGCAGUGGACCCUGCUUUUAACCAGUCUCCCCAGCCUGACGAGCGUAAAUGUGCCACCCUGAGCAGGUACCACAGUGGCGCAGUUGACAGCCGCACCCGCCCACACAGACGCUACUGACUUCAGAAUGCUCUUAUUUCCCAGCCUGUCAUUCUUUAAUCCUUAUUGAAAAGCACUUUAUCCCUUCUUGC
Messenger RNA from Clarias gariepinus (North African catfish), 3350 nucleotides. RefSeq names its product centrosomal protein 126 (gene cep126). Gene Ontology annotation, cellular component: midbody; ciliary base; centrosome. Gene Ontology annotation, biological process: cytoplasmic microtubule organization; mitotic spindle organization; non-motile cilium assembly. The coding region runs from base 142 to 3279 and encodes 1045 amino acids. The transcript has 13 exons. Lineage: Eukaryota; Metazoa; Chordata; Actinopteri; Siluriformes; Clariidae. The record is from RefSeq and is a predicted model, not a curated record.